AUGAAGUUCCUCUGUCUCCAUGGAGCAAGCACCAAUGACCAAAUAUUCGAGAUUCAAACCGGUGGCCUACGCCAACAGCUCGAGAAAGCUGGCCACACUUUCACAUUUAUAAAUGGCAAAUUAGAUGCCAAAGUUGAGGAAGAACUCGAAGGCGUAGUCGACGGCCCCUUCUUCGACCAUUACCCCCGCGACCCAAUUCUCCCUGGCUCGCAACUGACUGAAGCAUUCGACCACACAAACCACCUCAUCGCGGAACAAGGCCCCUUCGAUGCAGUACUAGGUUUUUCGCAGGGCGCAGCGCUCGCUGCAUCGCUGAUAGCCCACCAUAAUGAGUUACACCCGGGCGCGGCGCCGUUAUUCCGCGUCGCCGUGUUCCUGUGUGGCGCGAAUCCGUGGGCUACAUCCGGACUUGAGCGUAUGAGCCGCGUAAAUGGGGCUUAUCCCAUCACUAUCCCAACUGCGCAUGUUGUUGGGGCGUUAGAUCACGUUUAUCCGCAGAGUAUGCAGCUUUAUGCGCUGUGUGAGCCGGCUAAGGCCGCGUUUUAUGAUCAUGGUUCUAAGCAUAUGGUGCCGUUUGAUAUGAAGAACACUGAUGAGAUUGUGAGGGUUAUUGAGGAGACCAUUGCUAAGGCUUGA
Penicillium taxi is the source of this 636-nucleotide messenger RNA. RefSeq lists its product as uncharacterized. The record is from RefSeq and is a predicted model, not a curated record. The coding region runs from base 1 to 636 and encodes 211 amino acids. Lineage: Eukaryota; Fungi; Ascomycota; Eurotiomycetes; Eurotiales; Aspergillaceae. The transcript is spliced from 3 exons. Gene Ontology annotation, cellular component: nucleus; cytoplasm.